This is a messenger RNA of Echinococcus granulosus, 519 nucleotides long. RefSeq names its product Translationally-controlled tumor protein. The transcript is spliced from 2 exons. Gene Ontology annotation, molecular function: calcium ion binding. The record is from RefSeq and is a predicted model, not a curated record. Gene Ontology annotation, cellular component: cytoplasm. Bases 1 to 519 code for a protein of 172 amino acids. Lineage: Eukaryota; Metazoa; Platyhelminthes; Cestoda; Cyclophyllidea; Taeniidae.
AUGAUAAUUUACAAGGAUUUUCUUACUGGUGAUGAAUUGUUCAGUGAUGCCUUUCCAAUCAAAAAAAUCAACGAUCAUAUCUGGGAGGUCGAGGGCAAAACGAUCAAGGUGAAGGAAGGCGUUGAUGAUGCUCUUAUCGGUGCCAAUCCCUCCACAGAAGAAGGAGGGGAAGCAGUGGAGGAUGGCGUCAUUACUGUGAUCAAUGUAGUCUACUCACAUCAGUUAGAGGAGUUGCCUUUUAGCAACAAAAAAGAUUAUACUACUUACCUGAAAGAUUAUCUUAAACUAGUCACAAAGCGUGUUGCUGAGAAGAAUCCAGAAAAAGAAAAGGAAUUCCAGGGAACUGUACAGAGUUAUUGGAAAGAUACUAUCCUCAAGAAAUUCGAAGAAUGGCAAUUCUUCCGACCACCCAAUUACGAGGCUGAACAUCAGUACCUGAUUCCAUGCAACUAUCGUGACGAUGGUGUAACCCCGUACUUUGUCUUCAUCCGUGAUGGUCUUGAGGAGGAGAAAUGCUAG